Molecule: messenger RNA, 1296 nt
Organism: Aspergillus ochraceoroseus IBT 24754
Lineage: Eukaryota; Fungi; Ascomycota; Eurotiomycetes; Eurotiales; Aspergillaceae
Exons: 3
Coding region: 1-1296 (431 amino acids)
Biological process (GO): anaphase-promoting complex-dependent catabolic process; positive regulation of mitotic metaphase/anaphase transition; protein ubiquitination
Cellular component (GO): anaphase-promoting complex; nucleus
Molecular function (GO): zinc ion binding; cullin family protein binding; ubiquitin protein ligase activity
Source: RefSeq, a predicted model, not a curated record
AUGAAAGUCACUCUCAAAGAAUGGAAUGCCGUUGCAACCUGGCGGUGGGAUAUGCUGGAGGAUGAUGUUUGUGGCAUCUGUCGUGUUCAGUUUGAUGGGACCUGUCCAACCUGCAAAUUUCCCGGAGAUGAUUGCUCAUUGUUGCUCGGAAAAUGCGGCCAUUCCUUCCAUAUGCCACAGCCAUCGGACAUGUCUCUCCCCAAACUCACCCCAUCCCCCCCGCUCGCCUCGUCGCCGUCAAGACAGUCCAUCCGGCGCACUUCGUCCCGUCCACAGAGCAUUGACCAAGCCGCUGCCGCAAACGACCCCCUCGACGAGCACCAAAGCCAUCACGAAGCUGUCGGAACAAUUGCCUCUCGGCUAGCUCAAGGGGGAGAAGAAGCCCAAUAUGAAUCGCAGUUCACGUCACACACCCUCUUUCAGCCGUUCUUCACGCUGAUUGAAGACGCGCAUACCUCCGAAUACUACCACCCAACCGUCCAUUACAUCUUCUCCGACGACGAUACAGAUAUCAUAACAGAGGCUGCAUUACGAUCUCUCGAAGCGGAGCGGGAAAUUUUCCCAAAUGCAAAGGGGAAAUCGAAGCAGCAGGGGCAACGACAACCACCCCCAGAAGGAGAGAAUGGGACGUACGAGGAUGACGGUGGAACAGCAAAGGAACCUCUACUUCCCGAACCAGUCCCUGGCGUCCGCGACAAUUAUAUCAUCCUUGAUAUAGAUCACUUGCCUUCCGAUCACCCCCACGGAGACCCUACUAGUGGGUAUGAGUCCAAGGGACAAACCCCACAAAACUCCCCGCCGACGAAACAACAGCCAGACCAACAUCUGCACCAGCUCUCAGCGUCCCGUCAGUUCACGGUCACUUCAACACAAAGCCUGUCGCCAUCAUGGCAGGUCCUCGACACCCAACUUCUCCCAGCUCCAACCUUCGAAAACAACUCCUCGGGAGAAACCCCCACGAACGGCGGACUGAUGUUACAGAUUCAGGGUACAGCGGGACUCCCUGUGGGCAUGUUAGGGAAGGAUAAGGAACGAGGUAGUCAGCGGCUAGAAGACAUGAUGGAUCAAUUCGCGAAGAGACUAGGUGAAUUAAGACAAGUUAUUGAAAGUGGGGAACGAGGAAUGUCGGUGGAAGGCGGGGAGGCGCUCCAAAAUCCAGAACUCGUCGAUGAGGCGAGCCCUCAAGACCCCUCAAUCGUCCCUACUGGAGAUCCAGAUCCAUCUUAUAAGGCAGAUGAUGUGAUAACUGCAGAACAGCAACAGCCGGGCGCUGAAGGCUUCUCGCAUACUCGGUAG